Messenger RNA from Notolabrus celidotus (New Zealand spotty), 800 nucleotides. Its product is annotated as protein pitchfork-like. The record is from RefSeq and is a predicted model, not a curated record. Lineage: Eukaryota; Metazoa; Chordata; Actinopteri; Labriformes; Labridae. The transcript is spliced from 5 exons. Gene Ontology annotation, cellular component: ciliary basal body. Gene Ontology annotation, molecular function: cytoskeletal protein binding. Bases 128 to 694 code for a protein of 188 amino acids. Gene Ontology annotation, biological process: regulation of cell projection organization.
AUCAAUACAAAACACGGCGACGUAACUACUGGACGGUUGACGUAAACAGUUGGUCAGUGAAACUUCAGUUUUUCAGCAGGUUUUCAUCUACAUCCCUCUUCUAAAUCCCCCCUGAAGUAGUCUCAGGAUGUCAGCCGGCCCUCCGAACAGGAUUAGUUUCGGCAGCUCUCAGGAGAGGAAGGUGUUUCCUCUGUUUCACGCGCCGGACCGGCUGGGAAACCAAACUUUACGACAGCUAGCGCCGAAUGUUGGCCCCGGCUGCUAUGACAACCAUGAGUUUGACUCCAUCCUUUACAACAUAGAGAAGACACCAGGGAGUAAGAGAGGAUAUGUCCUCUCUGCAAGGACUGCAGUCCGCUUUCCAUCCUGCAGCAAGACGGUGACUCCUUCCCCUGAGAAGUACCAACCAGACCAAAGUCAGUCCAAACUCCCCCCUCUUGGUAAAACACCUUUCAACUCAUCCACACAGAGAUUCAUCAGCAUGCGGUGUGCAGCUGAGGAUAGUCCAGGCCCUGGGACCUACGCCCUGGAUACGGCAACAAACAGGAAAGUGAUGUGGCCCAUGUGCUUUGGGAGACCAGACUGGUCCGGACUGCCUCAGCUGGAGAAGAAGUCACUCAGGGUGAAGCUCAACACUGACAAAGAGUUCCAGAAGCACAGGAGCAGAGUGGCCUACCUGAGUUUGUAUUAUUAACUCUAAAGCUGCUGCUCCUGAGGGUUGUACUCUCAACAAAACAACAAACAUCAGUUUAAUAAACUGGACUGAAAGUGGAAUAACAAAAAGAAACGUAUAUUUCUUU